UUAUAUUAUAGGUUAUAAAUCGUAUCAAUCGAAAUUUAAGUAGAAUACUGCUUAAUCAUAGUAAAAUGGUUGUUUUAACCAUGGAUCCUGUCAAAAGAGCGCAAGUUCUUGAUUUAAUGAAAGAAAAAGAAAGAAUCGAGGAAGAAAUAAACCAAUGUGGAACUGUUUUGCGAAAUAAUAGAAUUAAUAUGACUGAUCCUUUAGUGGACAACAAUGACUGUCCCAGAAAUGAUAUUGAUGUUUACCAAGUUCGUCAUGCUAGACAUAGAAUCAUAUGUUUACAAAAUGACUUGAAAAAUAUUAUGAAGGCAAUAGAAAAUGGUUUACAUGAAAUCCACGAACCUUUACUUAGUGCUGGUGCAUCUUCUUCUGAUUCAGCAACCAGUCUCAAUAUUCAAAAGGGUGCAGAUUUGAUUAAAGAACUACACAUACAGAAAAGUAUGAAGAAAAAACCAUUUGCAAAAAUUACUGUUGUGUCUGUGGAUUCUCCAGCUCAACAAGCUGGCCUUGUUGUUGGUGAUGUUAUUACAGAAUUUGGUUCUCUUCAUUUUGAUAAUUUCACAUCACUUCAUCAGAUUGGACAGAUUGUUAGUAAUAGUGUUGGCAAAAAUGUUGUAGUGGUUGUACUUCGACAUGGGGCACCUAUGAAACUAAAUUUAGUACCUCAAAAAUGGCACGGCCAAGGAUUUCUUGGUUGUAAUGUGAUAUCAUUGGAUGAAACAAAGCCUUAAUUAUUAUUGAAACAAUAUGGCUGAAAAUUUUCUUGUAAUAAUGUAAUUGGAUGAAGCAAAUUCUUGAUUUUUGUUAAUAUUUGUAUGUCAUCUGUUUUCAAACAAAAUUAUUCAGAAUAAAUGAAGAGA
Molecule: messenger RNA, 860 nt
Organism: Ctenocephalides felis (cat flea)
Lineage: Eukaryota; Metazoa; Arthropoda; Insecta; Siphonaptera; Pulicidae
Product: 26S proteasome non-ATPase regulatory subunit 9-like
Exons: 4
Coding region: 66-731 (221 amino acids)
Biological process (GO): proteasome regulatory particle assembly
Cellular component (GO): cytoplasm; nucleus
Molecular function (GO): protein binding
Source: RefSeq, a predicted model, not a curated record